CAGGGAAAUAUGUAAAGAUUCUAAAUAUUAUUUGUAGCUGUGAGUCAUAGUAUGUAUUUACUUGAACACAAUCUGAAAGAUAUGCCGGGGGUCUGAAAUGCUUGCAGCAAGCUAGCUAUCCGCAAUUAUUGGCGAAGGUUAGCUAGUAACAAACUGUUUUGCUAACAGCCACCAGAUUUAUCUGAUAAGAUGUGUAUUUCAUUAUAUUAAGUUGGUCACAAACUAGCAUAAUGGUUUGAUAGGUCAACCUAGCCUACUACCAAGUAACAUAGCGUCUCUUUGAUACAGUUAGUAACGUUAGUUAAAUAGCUAACUUGGAUCAUGGAUGUUACAAUUAGCUUGCUAGUUAAAAGGAAACAAAAUUUGCCCUAUUUCAGAAUAGACCACUGGUUUUCAUAAUUUGCUAGCUAACGUUUCUCCACACGCGCGUGCAUCUACUAGCUACAUAAUGAUAGAUGUGAUUGAACAAAAUAUUGUUGGUAUCCAUUAUUACUGGUUAGCUGAGGAACGUUCAAUUCAAUCGAUACUUGUAAACAUAUAAAUUAUGAAAACGCGUACCUCUACCUAUGUUUGUCCUGUACAACCGUGGUCCUUUUGCUGAAAUUCAUACCUUUUAAUAACAUUUAUCGAAUAUAACCAUUGACUUUUUAAUAAUUUGUGUUGCUCAACUGUAGACAUAGCGGCCUUGAGUAUGUAAAUUGAGAAUCAAUUGGCGCAGAGUUGAGCAACACAAAUCAGGAAAAAGUCAGUGGUUGUAUUCAAUAAAUUUUUAUUUAGUCUGGAUUAAAGCACUCCUCAGAAAGACCGCGGUUGUACACGACAAACGGGCUUAGCCAUGGUAUAUUGGUCCGUUAAUACAGGACUAAAGGCCCCACAGCAUUACUUUUGUUUAGCUAUAUGCAAUUUUUAUUCUGAUUUUUCAGAGAUUGCUGCAGCACCCCUACUUCCCGCGGCUAUAAUCAUAUUGUAGGUACAGUUUUCAGAAUUGACAUUUUUACAAGUAACGUUAUUGACUGGUGGUGACUCAAUGUUGUUGAUGGUGACUCAAAUCGCACGACCGGUUAUAAAAACUCAACUCCGCCUCAAUAUAAGAGAACGGAAUUGAGCAUUCCACUAACGGUUUGGUGUAGCACCGACAAUUCUAGACCAACCUUAACUUGGCAACAUUAUCUUCGUUCUCGAGCUGCCAAACAUGUGUCUUCUAAAAUGGCCGUGUCCAGUUGCAUGUGGUAGGUUUGUAUUUAGAAAAUGUUCCAUUAUUAAAAUAAAUAUAUUUCUCUUCAGGAAGUAAUCCAGCAGUGUGUACUCCAUCUUGUCAAUUUCAAAUCUUCUCUCAUUGAUUGAGACAGGAGUUAAAGUUCCACGUAAUUUUCGCUUGUUGGAAGAGCUUGAAGAGGGUCAGAAAGGUGUUGGAGAUGGGACAGUCAGCUGGGGCCUUGAAGACGAUGAAGAUAUAAUGCUAACGCGGUGGACGGGCAUGAUCAUCGGACCGGCACGAGUAAGUGUGACUGCAGCAGGAACUAAUUAUGAAAACAGGAUAUACAGUCUGAAAGUGGAAUGUGGUCCAAAAUAUCCUGAAUCACCACCGAUCGUUAGAUUUGUAACAAAAAUUUGCAUGAAUGGGAUAAAUAAUUCCAAUGGGAUGGUGGAUACACGAAGCAUACCAAUUCUAUCUAAAUGGCAAAAUUCUUAUAGCAUUAAAGUUGUUCUUCAAGAGUUAAGGCGUCUAAUGAUGUCCAAGGAGAAUAUGAAGCUUCCACAACCACCAGAAGGACAAACCUACAGCAAUUAAUUGUUCACUGAUUAUUUACUUUUGACCCCUAUUGUCUUAAACCUUAUUCUCUUAUAAAAUAUUCCCUCCACCAUUCCAAGAAUUUAGACUGAGAGCAAGGUUGGAUAUUCCUAAAAUUGGACAUUCCUUCUAGUUAGCUCAUUCUAGAAUGUUCCCACAGUGAAAUUAUGUUUUUAAGAACACAGGUGAACAGUUAUUUCUCUUCUAUUGAAGUUAGUGUUACCAUUCACUUUCUGAUCAAGAGAUGUAUCAAGUUGGCUUCCCAAGAGAAGCAUGGCACCAAGUGGAUACCCAAGUCAAACAAUUUAUCUUUCGAAUGGCAGGUCACUGAAAUGAAGAAUUGAGAUGUGUGUAUGAUGGCAUGCUCCAACUAAGAAAGGCACAAGUUGUAAUUUGUAGGUACAUUGAAAUAUUAUGAAGAUUAAAAUGUGGCUGUAGGCCAGAAGUAGUGUCACCGGGUGUGAAGGAUUUGUUUUAUAUUUUUUAUUUUACACAAUGCCAAUGUUUCUGUUCUGCAGCUUUUUGACUUGUAACAGACCUUAAAGCCUGUUUGGUUCUGAAAAAAUACCCCUUGCAUUUAACUUUUAGUGAAAAUGACAAGUGUAUGUAUGACAUUGAUUUUUCUGACAUUAAAAUCACUAUCUGAAAAAUGUUGCAAACUGGA
Molecule: messenger RNA, 2456 nt
Organism: Salvelinus namaycush (lake trout)
Lineage: Eukaryota; Metazoa; Chordata; Actinopteri; Salmoniformes; Salmonidae
Product: ubiquitin-conjugating enzyme E2 variant 2-like
Exons: 4
Coding region: 1457-1792 (111 amino acids)
Biological process (GO): DNA damage tolerance; protein K63-linked ubiquitination
Cellular component (GO): nucleus
Source: RefSeq, a predicted model, not a curated record